UGCUCAGGAUGAGACUACAGUGGAAUAUGAGCCUGAGGUGAUGGAGAGUGAUGAGGCUAUGGAGGAGGAGAUGGCCAAGCCAUCGAGUGGACUGCCACCAGUCAGGCGGCUUAGGCUGCGGGGAGACUGGUCCGACACUGGGCCCGACGCCCGUCCUGAGCGGGAUGUAGGCCAGAGCACAGAUGCUGCUCAAGCAAGACCGACACUGCAUGCUACACUGAUGCAGCGCAUGACCGAUGUUUCUCUCGAGAAUGUUGAAUGACCCGGCCACCCGGGCUGCCUUGAGUCAUGGUGGAGAGGAUGAUCACAAUGAGUAUGCUGAAGAGAAUAGUCGUGAUCGCCCAGAAGAUGCCUCUAAUGCAAGAAACCCUGAGUAUCCAGAGGCGGAAGCUCCUGUCGUGGCAGUUUCCAUUGAGGAAAUAUACUCAGAUUCCAGCUCACAACUG
Molecule: messenger RNA, 446 nt
Organism: Homalodisca vitripennis (glassy-winged sharpshooter)
Lineage: Eukaryota; Metazoa; Arthropoda; Insecta; Hemiptera; Cicadellidae
Product: DDB1- and CUL4-associated factor 6-like
Exons: 3
Coding region: 41-262 (73 amino acids)
Source: RefSeq, a predicted model, not a curated record